Diabrotica balteata is the source of this 1152-nucleotide messenger RNA. The record is from the annotation of a GenBank genome assembly. NCBI's taxonomy places the organism in Eukaryota, Metazoa, Arthropoda, Insecta, Coleoptera, Chrysomelidae.
AUGGAUAAGAAAAAGUUAUUCCCUACUUCAGUAAAGCAGAAAGAAACUACUACGUUACCAGAAAAUAACUUACAGGAUAUGGAGUCGAAUGUUAACAAGACUAAUAAUAUACAAGACGAAAUAAAUGAAACAAUGAGCUCUUUAGCAGAUGAUGGUACAUAUACCAUAAAUGGAUUAUUAAGUACAUUCGCAAGUAUGCAAAGUGAAGAAGACGAUCAAGACAAAUACGAUUAUGCCGACUCCAUUCAACAUUAUAACUCGAACGAGGAUGAUCUGGGAAAUUCAGGUGUACCCUGUUCAAAGCGAAAACAACGAAGAUAUAGAACUACUUUUACCAAUUACCAAUUAGAAGAAUUAGAGAGAGCAUUUCAUAAGACUCAUUAUCCAGAUGUAUUUUUUCGGGAAGAAUUAGCAUUAAGAAUAGAUCUAACUGAAGCCAGAGUGCAAGUAUGGUUUCAGAAUAGGAGGGCUAAAUGGAGAAAACAGGAAAAGACCUUGAACAAAACGGCUCAUAUGCAAAAUCAAAACGUCACUAUUCCCAUAAACGUGCCAGCUUGUUCAACUCCACUGGAAAGUCCUCUUCUUAACUUCACAAAUAACGAACAAAACACUUCCAACGUAUUUUUAGGCCUUGAAUGGCCGUUAACGUUUUCUAAUUCCUUAGCGUUAUCUUCUAAUAUGGAUCAACCUACAACAAGUGACCAAAAUUGUUCCAUGGAGAAUCAACUUAAUGAGACUAUGCUGAUAGCAGAAAUACCUGUACCAGAAACAAGUGCUAAUGUACAACCGGACGCUGUACCUUCGACGUCAGGGAUUAAUCGGAGCACUCUAGGUCUGAUUUCUCCGUAUGCUAUAAGUGCAGUACCAGUUAAACGCAAAAAGUAUCUUAGAGAAAGAAAAGCUACCGUAGCAGCUGUCAUAACAUCUUCACCCUACAAGAAAAAUUUGAAGAGACAAGAAAAAGAAAAUAAAUUAGCGAAGACAGAGAAUAAAAAAAACUGCGAAGGAAACAAACGAACAAAGAAAAAUAAAACUGAUUCUGAAGAAAAAGACUCUGAGGAACAGGACGUUAUCCAGUUUGAUGCAGACAGUGAGGCUGAUGAGCUGCUGAUGUUCAAUGUAUGUUUUGCCAAAAACUUUUUCCAUGGAUAA